This is a messenger RNA of Nerophis lumbriciformis (worm pipefish), 2277 nucleotides long. NCBI's taxonomy places the organism in Eukaryota, Metazoa, Chordata, Actinopteri, Syngnathiformes, Syngnathidae. The record is from RefSeq and is a predicted model, not a curated record.
AUGGCUCUAUGGCCCAUAUACAGCCUCAACUUUCUCUGCUGGGUUUGUUUAUGGUCUCUGGGAGCAGCAGCAACGUCUCCCCUUUCAAAUGACAAGCCUGGGGGCCCCUUGGACUGGCUCCUGUCAGACAAGGGGCCCUUCCACCACUCUCCGGAGUAUAUUGACUUUGUGGAGAAGAACAGACAAGGCUUCUCAACCAGAUACAAGAUCUACAGAGAGUUUGGGAGAUGGAAGGUAAACAAUUUGGCAUCAGAGAGAAGAGAGUUUUCACAGUCUUCGUUACCUUUGACAUCUGAGUUCAUCAGGAAUAUUCGACUCCUUGGCCGCAGGCCCAGCACCCAGAUGAUCACUGAUAAUCUGAUCAAGAAAUAUGGAACUCACUUCCUACUGUCAGCUACACUCGGAGGAGAAGAAGCAUUAACGAUAUUUGUUGACAAGAGAAAACUCAGUAAGAAAGGAGAAGUGAGCGAUUACUCAAGUAAUUCAUCGACUGUCAGCCUGGAAGCUCUACACCAGCUGGCCGCAUCCUACUUCAUUGACAGGGAGACCACUCUGCGCAAGCUGCAUCACAUCCAGAUUGCCUCCACUGCCAUUAAGGUGACGGAAACUCGCACUGGUCCCCUUGGAUGCAGUAACUAUGACAACCUUGACUCUGUUAGCUCUGUACUGGUUCAGAGCCCUGAAAACAAGGUCCAGCUGCAAGGUUUGCAAAUCAUCCUUCCAGACUACUUGAGAGAAGGUUUUGUGCAAGCUGCUCUAAGUUACAUCGCCUGUAAUGGCGAAGGAGAAUUUGUUUGCAAAGAUAACGACUGCUGGUGCAGCUGUGACGCCAAGUUCCCAGAAUGCAACUGUCCAUAUAUGGACAUUCAAGCCAUGGAGGAGAGUUUAGAGAGAAUCACCGAGACGUGGGGGCAGCUUUACAAAGAUUUUGAAGAAUCAGAUGAAUUUAAAACCUUCUUUGCAAGGCUGCCUCAAAACCAAUUCCUUAACAUGUCCACCAUCCAACACUUGUGGACACUUGACAACAUGUUCCAUGGGCGAUAUGAGCAGCUGGAGAACAACAUGCAUGUCCUUGCCAAGCGUGCGGAAAGAGUCAUAUUUAAACUCUUCAGUUUAAGCAAACGGUGUCACCGACAGCCACAAGUUCGCUUACCUAGAGAAAGGUCUCAGUCCUACUGGCUGAGUCAUUUCCAGUCUCUCUUGUAUUGUUCAGAGAACAACCAGCUUGGUGCAUUCUCUGAGGAGCUCCACAGCUGCAGCUGUCGAUAUGAACACAUCCCCUGUCAGCUCCCUCCACCCUGCUCUGUUGGCGAAGGCUCUGCUUGUGCAGAAUGUGCGUUAGACAACCACACCCGAUGCGGGGGCUGCAAUCCAGCCUUUACCCUGAUACAGGGGGUCUGUAAACCAAUGGUGGCAGAUUCGACAGAAAACUACUUGGGGUUGGAGACCGACCUCCAAGAUUUGGAACUAGGCUAUCUUCUUCAAAGAGCUGAUCGUAGGCUUGAGGUUCAUGCAAUUUUCAUCAGCAAUGACAUGCGUCUGAAUAGCUGGUUUGACCCUUCUUGGAGAAAGAGGAUGCUGCUGACAUUGAAAAGUAAUAAGUACAAAUCAAACAUGGUCCACAUGCUGUUAGGAAUAUCUUUGCAGGUUUGCCUUACAAAGAACAGCACACUGGAACCUGCCCUUACACUCUAUAUCAAUCCUUUUGGCGGUAGCCAUUCAGAGAGUUGGUACAUUCCUGUCAACGAAAACAAUUUUCCUGACUGGCAGGCCACAAAGCUAGACUUGCCCUUUGAGUGUUAUAAUUGGACUCUGACACUUGGUAACAAAUGGAAAACAUUCUUCGAAACAAUCCAUGUCUACUUGCGGAGCAGGAUAACAACACCAAACGGAGUAAAUGACAGUGUAUAUUAUGAACCUUUGGAGAUGACAGAUUCUGGGCGGAAUCUGGGCUACAUGAAAAUCAACAGCAUCCAGGUCUUUGGUUACAGUAUGCACUUUGACCCAGAGGCUAUACGGGACUUGAUUCUACAACUGGACUACCCUUACACGCAAGGUUCCAAGGACACAGCAAUGCUGCAGCUCUUGGAAAUACGUGACCGUGUAAACCGUCUUUCGCCUCAAGGUCAACCAAGGUUGGACUUGUUUGCCUGUCUUCUCCGACACAGACUUAAACUGACUGCCAGUGAAGUAGCUCGCAUCCAUGCCUCCCUGGAGGCCUUCAGCUCCCGUCUGCCCAAUCCAUUGGAUUAUGAAACCACUAAACUUUGCAGUUAA